Messenger RNA from Phragmites australis (common reed), 1909 nucleotides. Its product is annotated as MLO-like protein 9. Bases 110 to 1810 code for a protein of 566 amino acids. Gene Ontology annotation, cellular component: membrane. Gene Ontology annotation, biological process: defense response. The record is from RefSeq and is a predicted model, not a curated record. NCBI's taxonomy places the organism in Eukaryota, Viridiplantae, Streptophyta, Magnoliopsida, Poales, Poaceae. The transcript has 15 exons.
GUCUCAUCUGCUCCAUUAACUCACACUUACCUCGCAGUGAGGUUUAAGCUCGCAUCGCAGCCAGCCAUUAACGCCGCUGUGCUGUGAGCGCGGAGAGGAGCUAGCAGGAAUGGGCGGUGACGGCACGAGGGCGCUUGACCAGACGCCGACGUGGGCCGUGGCCGCCGUCUGCGCCGUCAUCGUCGCCGCCUCCAUCCUCCUCGAGGGCCUCCUCCACCACCUCGGCCAGUUGCUCAGCAAGAGGAGGAAGACGGCGCUGUUCGACGCGUUGGAGAAGGUUAAAUCAGAGCUGAUGACUCUGGGGUUCAUAUCGCUGCUGCUCACCGUGACGGGGAGGUACAUAUCGCGCAUCUGCAUCCCAGAGGGAGUCGCGGACACCAUGCUGCCCUGCCGUCUCUCCUCCCGAGGCUCGGAGGCGGAAGAACCGGAGGGUCACAGUCGACGGCACCUAUCUGAAGAUCCAGCCAGCUCUUUUGUGUGCCCCAAAGGUAUGGUAUCGCUUGUUUCAGACGAUGCGCUGCAUCAGCUGCAUAUCUUCGUGUUCUUCUUGGCUGUCUUCCAUGUCGCAUUCAGCGCUCUUACAAUGUCCCUGGGUAGAGCAAAGACGCGUAUAUGGAAGGAGUGGGAAAAGGAAACUUGCUCCCCCACCUAUGAAUUCGUAAAUGAUCCCUCAAAGUUCAGGCUUACUCAUCAAACAUCUUUUGUGAGGCAACACGCAAGCUGUUGGAACAAAAAUACAAUCCUGCUCUAUGUUGUGAGCUUCUUUAGGCAGUUCUUCAGAUCUGUCCGAAGGACAGACUACCUUACUUUGCGGCACGGAUUCAUUGCUGCUCAUUUAUCGCCAGGGACUAGGUUUAAUUUUCGAAAGUACAUCAAAAGGUCAUUGGAGGAUGAUUUCAAGACAGUUGUUGGCAUUAGUCCACCUUUAUGGGCGUCUGCUCUUGCUAUCAUGCUCUUCAAUGUUCAUGGAUGGCAAAAUUUGUUCUGGUUCUCUACAAUUCCCCUUAUAGUGAUUCUAGCAGUUGGAACAAAGCUGCAGGCUAUAAUUGCUAUGAUGGCUAUUAAAAUUACAGAGAGUCAUACGGUUAUUCAAGGAAUGCCAGUGGUUAAACUGAGUGAUGAACAUUUCUGGUUAGGGAAGCCUCGUCUGGUUCUUCAUCUCAUCCAUUUCGCAUCAUUUCAGAAUGCGUUCGAAAUUACAUAUUUCUUUUGGAUUUGGUACGAAUUUGGGCUGAGGUCCUGCUUUCAUGACAACUUUGAGCUUAUCAUUGCAAGAGUAUGUCUUGGGGCCGUCGUCCAAUUUAUGUGCAGCUAUAUCACCCUUCCACUCUAUGCCCUUGUAUCUCAGAUGGGUUCACAAAUGAAGAAGACAAUUUUCGAUGAGCAGACAGCAAAGGCCCUGAAGAAAUGGCACAAGGCCGCGGUUAAGAAGAAGCAUCAGAAGGAGUCGUCGCAGGACCCCUCCGAGACCCCGAGCACGGACACAACAGCAACAACGGAGGCGAGCCAGUGGCAGUGGCAGAACGAGGUGCCGGUGCGGCACCUCCACCGGUACAAGACCAUCGCGCACGUCGGCGGCGCGACGCGGCCGCUGUCCGACUCGGAGUGCAGCGACACGGACGAUGCGGAGGCGCUGCCGUCGUCGUCGCAGACCAGGCACCUGAUACCGCCGGCAAAGCAGCGGAGCCUCGACUCCGGACGCGCAGAGGUGCGCGUGGACGUUGCCGAGGCCCCGGCGCCGCCACGCGACGUCCUGCAAGAUAGCUUCCCGUUCCCGAGGCUGCCUGCUCAUCAUGUGCCGGACAAGUGACGAAAACGAGCAGCCUGUUAGCAGUAGUUAAUGCUAAUCUAUAUGAAUCUGUUUUCGAUGAUAAUUCAGCUUUGUGGUGUAGCAGCCUGUAAUCGAUGA